CGGUGGCCUCGGCUGUCGUGGUGUUGGCGGCCAUGACUGCGGCGGCGGUGCGGGUGGUAGGCAUGACGUUGGUGGCAGCCUUGGUGGCGAUAAUGUCGUUGGCCGUGGUGGCGGUGGGCAUGGUGUGUGGCGACUGUGGUGUUGGUGGCGGUGGCGUCUGCUGUCGUGGUGUUGGCGGCCGUUGUUGCGGCGGCGGCGCGAGGCAGGCCCGAUGUUGGGGCAAUGUUGGUGGCGAUAAUGACGGCAGCCGUGGCAUUGGUCGGAAUGGUAUUUGGCGACCGUGGUGGCGGCGUCGGUGGCGUUGGCGGUGGUGAUGGUGGCGGCGGUGUGGCAGCGGCAGUGCGGAUGGCAAGUUCGACGUUGGUGGCUAUGUUGGCGGCGGCGAUAUCGACGGCCGUGGCGUUGGUCAGCCUGGUGUUGGUGUCCAUGGUGGCGACGUCGCUGGCAUUGGCAGUCGUGGAGGUGGCGGCCGGUGUGGCGGCGGUGGUGCGGGUGGCAGGCACAACGUUGGUGGCAGUGUUGGCGGUGAUGGUGUCGGCGGCCGUGGUGUUGGUCGGCAAGGUGUUGGUGUUCGUGGCGUCGGCAGCGGUGGCGUUGGCAGUGCUGGUGUUGGCGGCCAUGGUUGCGGCGGCAGUUGCACGACGUUGGUGGUGGUGUUGGCGGCGUCGAAAUUGUUGGUGGCAGAAUCGGGUAACAUGGAAGAUAUGUUUGUUGUUUUGACGGA
Molecule: messenger RNA, 724 nt
Organism: Aphanomyces invadans
Lineage: Eukaryota; Oomycota; Saprolegniomycetes; Saprolegniales; Verrucalvaceae
Exons: 1
Coding region: 223-720 (165 amino acids)
Source: RefSeq, a predicted model, not a curated record